AUGAACGUUGCGCCGCCGGGAACAGCCUUCGAAUCCAAAGUGUUUGAGUGUCGACAAAAUCCCAUUGACACCAUGCCGUGGGAACAUGUCGUGCCGUUCUACAAGGUUCACAAAGAGGAAGACAAUUUCUGGCUCCAGUUCCUCAAGGGUAACUGGACCUACGUGGAUGGGCGGAAAAUGUUCGACAAACCCGCGGGCCUCAUCGACGGCGGGCCGGGUGUCUACGACGGCAUGGGCACAACACUGCCUUUGAAUCCUCUCGCGAAAGAUCGGCAAAGAGCGGAGCCUCGCCCUCAGCACCUGGAUCACGGCGUUCUGUUUCGCGAAACCUUCGACAGACCUCACCGAAUCAUCUUCGACCGCGUACCAUGUGGAAACUCAGACGUCUACUACGGAUGGAGAAACAUUCUCCCGCAGUAUGACAUGAACGAGAUGCCGAAUCCGUGGACCCACACAAAGGGCGAAUUUAUGGAAAUGCCGUACGAUUCGCGAGACCCGUCGCCUGGGCCUCCAGUUGCGCCGAUCGAGUUCGACCUGGCCGCCGCAGGGCGCUUCGGAGGCUACUUCCUCGACCCUGGUUGGACGCGACAUUUCGAUUACGUCGAGCAGUACAACGAGAUGCAAAGAUGGCUCCAGGAGGAACAGGAAGAGCGCGAAGAGAGAGAGGACCAAGCUCCAGCGGAGACCCAGGAGGGUGCUUCCAGUGGCAGAGAGAAGAAGAAGAAGAAAAAGAGACGCCGCCCGCAGCUGCUCGACAAACCCAUGUUCCGCGAGGCCUACGAGAGAGGCCAGCUGAUCAUCAAAUCUAGAUACUCGGACAUCCGGAACCACCCUGUGUACAAGAAGGCGAUCUACGAGGGGGCGACGCAUCAGUCAGCAUGCAUUGCGGCCGAUCGCGCCACAGCAGACACAAUUGUCGACAUGUGGAAAGGAAAAGAAAUCGCGAGCGAUCUCCCCAAAGCUGCUGGAUAUGACCAUGAAGGCGGCGGGAAGUGGAACUGCGAAGACGGAGAAGGCCAAACAAUUGCCAUCAACAUGUUCGGGGAAGAUCUGGUCCCCCAUGCCAAUUGCUACAUGUCCCCGAAGAUGACGGUGCACGAGAUGGCGGAGAUGUGGCACUUCUGGAUGACUGAGGCGCAUCGAGAGGGCCGCUACACAGACUUUCACUCGGAAAUCGGAUGCUAUUCCGACAUUGAAUACGAGGACCGAAUCUUGAGGAAACGGUACCCUCGAUUGAUGGCGCUGUACCGGCCUCUGUGGUCUCAUCGCAAGUACGGCGAUGAAUUUGGCGAUGCUGUGCGCCCGGACGAGGCGCCUUCGGACAAAGUGCUCAGCGAAUUCGGCGCUCCGUUGAUGCCGCCGUCUGGGCUCCUGCGUCGCGCAGCGUCUCGUGUCAGGCGGGAUAGCGGCGUUCACGUGAACAGUUCGUGGCUUUCGCUGGAAGAGGAACUGCAGGGAGGAGAUGAUCUGGAUUUAGGAGACAGGGAUUUGCUUCUUCUGCGGAGAGCACGCCUCUCCGGGCAUGCCUUGCUCUCCGGUGGAGCUGAGACUUUGGGCAGAAACGGGGACCGACUGGACGGAAGCCACGGGAGCACGGCGACAGUCGCGCCUCGUCCUCAGGGUCUGCGCGGAAGGAUCGAUGAGAGAGAAGAGGAGGGAGAAGAAAGGGCGGAAGAGGAGCGACCAGAAGUCGUCACGCCGCGGAAACGAGACGGGAGAUUUGGCGCAGAAGAGGAUAGGGAAGAUGGAUACAGCCGACGAGGGAGAACGGAGGAUGCAGAAGCUUCUGAAUCUUCCGAGAGAGACAGAACGGGAACAGAAAGCCAAGGGGAUACGGUUCGGAACGGGGCCCUACCAGACGAACAGAGAGAGUAUGACGACUGGGGCGACACAGGCGACAGUGCUGCGGAGUCGGUCCAGCAGCAAGUAGAGAAGGAAAAUGUGAACUUUUUGGACGAAUACGACGACCUGUGGUGGCUCGACCGCGGGAACGCCUACGGGCUCUCCACUCCCGCGUAUCAGAGCCCAGCCACGGCGACACACGUGCUCCGAACGUCGAAAGAAGAGGACAGGAAGAAGCGGAAAAUGCGAUGA
This is a messenger RNA of Neospora caninum, 2094 nucleotides long. RefSeq lists its product as hypothetical. The transcript has 10 exons. The record is from RefSeq and is a predicted model, not a curated record. Bases 1 to 2094 code for a protein of 697 amino acids. NCBI's taxonomy places the organism in Eukaryota, Apicomplexa, Conoidasida, Eucoccidiorida, Sarcocystidae.